AAUGAAAGAUCUUCCAAGAGUGUAAAUAAAUUCUGGAUGACAGUCAACGAAGAACUAAUUGAUAGCAAAAUAAAAAAUGAAGAGAACGAAUAUGAUUUAACUUUGACCACUAAUGUCAAUAAACAAAUGGGAACGUACGUAAAUGCUACCACUUCUCGUCUUACAAAACGAUUUUUAGAGUGUGCGGAAGAAAGCCCUCCAAAACGCGUGCCAAAGGAAGCAAUAAACGAUUCUCCCAAUAAUCCUUUUACUGUAUCUGGAAUACCUGGUGAGAGUAACUUGAAUGACUCUGGAACGCCCGAUGAAAGCAAUUCAGAUAAAUCCUAUUAUCCCAGUUCAGACGAAGCAGAUGAUGAUUCUUAUAUUGAAUCGAAAAAAGGGAAGGCCAAUCAUAGUUAUGAUUGGUUCACUAGACCAGGCAUUAAGAAGUCUGAAUUAAGUGAAGACGCGAAAAAGUGGUUUAUCGGCACGCUUGACGUUUCGAAUUUAUUGUUAGAAUAUCGGGAUAUGUCCAUCCAAAAGGCAUCUGAUAAUAAAAUUGAUGAGACUGCAAGUGAAGAUUUUGAAAAAUGCAAGUCGUUAUUAAGAAAAUGGCAAAAAGAACUAGUUGAUGAUCAAGAAGAUCUAAUUCUAGAAAUAUUCGAGUCAAUACAAGAAUUAAAAGAGGACACUUUUGUACACGAAGUAUUUGAACCUGUGAUUAAACCUUUUUUCCGCAACAUUAAUUUUAAAUGUGAAUGGUCAACUGACGUUCUGGAGGCAUCCGCACAUCGGAAACAUAAAUUUGACCCUUCAUUACAGGGAAGAAAAGCCGAUUUUUCAGUAUAUAUGCCUAUUAGAGGUAAUAAAUUUUAUUUGCUUGUCUCGGAAAUAAAGUCCGCCGAUUUUAUGUUAUCAAAUAAAAACAAAAUCUCUUUGGAAGACUGUGAUUUUGUGAAAUUAGGCAAUGAAAUGAAGGAUAUAUUGGAUAAAUGUAUUAAUAAUGGAGUUGAUAAUAAAAAUUUGAUUAUUUGUGGUUUAUUAGUAGAAGGCAAGCUUUCAAUGUCGGCUAUUUGUCAUGGAUUUAAAAUACGAAGCAAUAUACCGGAUGAUCCUUUUGGGAAAAUUUUAUCUUCCUCAGGAUAA
Dentiscutata erythropus is the source of this 1125-nucleotide messenger RNA. NCBI's taxonomy places the organism in Eukaryota, Fungi, Glomeromycota, Glomeromycetes, Diversisporales, Gigasporaceae. The record is from the annotation of a GenBank genome assembly.